Messenger RNA from Hepatospora eriocheir, 207 nucleotides. NCBI's taxonomy places the organism in Eukaryota, Fungi, Microsporidia, Hepatosporidae. The record is from the annotation of a GenBank genome assembly.
AUGUUGGUGUUAUUUCCAGUUCUUACAUUGAUUCCGUUACAAAGUACUUUAGCUGCUCCAUGUUUACCAGUUUUUGAUCUGGUAAUUGUUCCUACUUUUAUUAAUGUUAAAUUUUCUUUAUCUAAAUUUGUAAAGAACUCAUCAUUUGGCUUUAAUUCUGUUCCAGAUAUUUUUUUCAAACUUACCAUUAAAUUUAAAGGGAUUUAA